Oncorhynchus masou masou (cherry salmon) is the source of this 3488-nucleotide messenger RNA. RefSeq names its product sialoadhesin-like. The record is from RefSeq and is a predicted model, not a curated record. Bases 1403 to 3346 code for a protein of 647 amino acids. The transcript is spliced from 10 exons. NCBI's taxonomy places the organism in Eukaryota, Metazoa, Chordata, Actinopteri, Salmoniformes, Salmonidae.
AAAGUUCAAGGGGGCCGAAUACUUUCGAAAGGGACUGUAUAUAUUCAUAUAUAUCAAAUAUAAUGUAUAUAUAUAUUAAUAUUUGGUAUAUAUUUACAACAAAUAUGAAUAGGGAAUUGGAAAUGAUUCAGACAAUUACAUUGAUGGAAGCCACAAUCUAUCUGCAAUAUUGAAGCUGAGCAACCCCCUUAAAGAAGUGUGUGUGUGUGUGUCACUUGCUGUAUAUCCUCACAGCUUGGUGAUAGCAGUUAUCAUUGAACCUGGUGGUCAGUCUUUAGGCUGCUGUACAGCUUGGCGAUAACAGCUAUCAUUGAACCUGGUGGUCAGUCUUUUGUCUGCUGUACAGCUUGGUGAUAGCAGUUAUCAUUGAACCUGGUGGUCAGUCUUUAGGCUGCUGUACAGCUUGGUGAUAGCAGCUAUCAUUCAACCUGGUGGUCAGUCUUUAGGCUGCUGUACAGCUUGGUGAUGGCAGUUAUCAUUGAACCUGGUGGUCAGUCUUUAGGCUGCUGUACAGCUUGGUGAUAGCAGUUAUCAUUGAACCUGGUGGUCAGUCUUUAGGCUGCUGUACAGCUUGGUGAUGGCAGUUAUCAUUGAACCUGGUGGUCAGUCUUUGUGCUGCUGUACAGCUUGGUGAUAGCAGUUAUCAUUGAACCUGGUGGUCAGUCUUUAGGCUGCUGUACAGCUUGGUGAUAGCAGCUAUCAUUCAACCUGGUGGUCAGUCUUUAGGCUGCUGUACUGCUUGGUGAUAGCAGUUAUCAUUGAUCCUGGUGGUCAGUCUUUAGGCUGCUGUACUGCUUGGUGAUAGCAGCUAUCAUUCAACCUGGUGGUCAGUCUUUAGGCUGCUGUACAGCUUAGUGAUAGCAGUUAUCAUUCAACCUGGUGGUCAGUCUUUAGGCUGCUGUACAGCUUGGUGAUAGCAGCUAUCAUUCAAUCUGGUGGUCAGUCUUUAGGCUGCUGUAAAGCUUGACGGACCGUAAAGGAUGAAACAUUUAUCCUUCUUUAUUUGGGUUUCUGAGAAUAAAACAGCUUCUGAAUAAUCAAUGUAGAAAUAUGUGUUUACAGUAAUACAGAUCUGUUCAAUAUGUGGUUGUUGUUGUUGUUGUUGAUGAUGACUGAUUGUAUCCAUUAGGAAAUAGAUUUUGCAUCAUGCAUCAAGUCAUCUUAAAUAGACAGAUGUAGACGGACAUGCAACACAUCACACACAUUACAGACAGACAGUAUUCACAUAGACAACCAUAUAGCACAAUACAACACAACACAAUAUGAGUCUGGUUCAUUUUCAGUAAUGAGGCCCUGUACCCCAUUUACAAUUUCUGCCUCUAUGCAUCAGGUGGAUUUAUUCAUCAGCUAUAGAGUGAGUUGUUGUUUAUGUUUCUAAGACUGCAGGGUGGGAGAUGCAACAAUGUCCUUGAGAACAGCAGGAAGUGUGUUGGUGGUCUUUCUCUGGUCUGUAGCAGUGGUACUGGGUCAGGAUGGCUGGAGUGUGACUUACACCACUCAGAGUAUCUGUACCUUGAAGGGGUCAACAGUGGAGCUGACCUGCUCUUACACACAUCCCAGUGGUUAUACAGUCACAACAACCUUCUGGUUCACUAAAAAUGAUGCUGUUGGGCCUGUAAGGCUGAGUGAUGACCCAGACUACAAAGGACGUGUGACGUACCGUGAGAAUAAAGAGAAUGGUCACACCCUGACAAUCACAGACCUGAGAGAGAGUGACUCAGCUACGUACAAAUUCAGAUUUACAGAUCAGACUGGAACAUGGAGAUAUACUGGUGAUCCUGGAGUCACUCUGUCUGUCACAGGUCUUCAGGUGAAGGUGACUGGUGGACAUCAGGAUAAGACACUGACCUGUAUCACCACCUGUACUCUGACUGACAACCCCACCUACAUCUGGUACAAGAACGGACACCAUCUAGAUGAGAGCACCUCCCCCCAGUACAAAGACUCAGUCUCCAAUGACUAUGAUGCCAGUUAUUCCUGUGCUGUAAAAGGCCAUGGGGAUCUCCACUCUCCUGCAGUGUGUCAGAAGUGUUGGAGUGUGACUUACACCCAUCAGAAGAUCUGUGCCUUGAAGGGGACAACAGUGGACAUAUCCUGCUCUUACACAUAUCCCAGUUAUCAUGAGAUCAAACAAGCUUUCUGGUUUACUAAAUGGUCUGGUAUGGAGGCUGAAGAUCUGAGCUCAGUGCCAGGGUAUGAGGGUCAUAUAGAGUACCUUGGGGAUAAGGAGAGUGACUGUACCCUGAGAAUCACACACCUGAGAUUGAGUGACUCUGCUGGGUUCAGGUUCAGAUUCAUAACAUCUGGAGGAAAGUUUUCUGGCUCACCUGUCUCUCUGACUGUCACAGAUGUUGUGUUGGAGAUGGAUCCUACAUCUGUGUCAGAGGGGGAGAGAGUCACACUGAGAUGUAGAACCAACUGUACACUGGACCCCAUCACAGCCUACAGUUGGUAUAAGAAUGGACAGUCUAUACCAAACAGCAACACCUCCUCUCCUGUCUAUAUCCUGUUCUCAGUCAGCAGUGAGGAUACAGGCAGAUACUCCUGUUCUGUAGAAGGACAUGAGGAUCUCCCCUCUGCUGAAGAGACUCUCAUUGUCACAUAUGGCCCAAGGAACACCUCAGUGUCAGUCAGUCCCUCUGGUGAAAUAGUGGAGGGCAGUUCAGUGACUCUGACCUGCAGCAGUGAUGCCAACCCACCUGUGGACAAAUACACCUGGUACAAGAAGAACGUAACCUCACCAAAAGCAUCAGGACAGAGUUACAGCAUCACUAACAUCAUCUCUGAGGACAGAGGAGAAUAUUACUGUGAGGCCCAGAAUGGAAGAGGAUCUAAUAACUCUACAGCUCUGAUGAUCAUUGUAGCAGGGAAACAGACCUCAGUUCUAACUGCAGCUGUAGGAAUCAUAGUGAUUGUUCUGGGUGUCAUACUGGCUUCAUGUCUCUCUGGACUCAUGUGGUUCAGGAAGAAGGUCUCCAAAACCACCUCUGACACAAGACACACAGCAGGCAAUGGACAGGGAGACUCUAGUCCAGUGUAUGACAACAUCUCAGGCAUGGCCUUCACCCCUACUGCAGCACAGACAGCGGCCACCGUCGACCAAGAUGACAUUCACUUCGCCAGCGUCCACGUCUCUCACUCCAAAAACCAGGAAGUGCCUCUGUACUCCACCAUCCAGCUGCUUCAACCCCAGAAAGAGGAUGAGGAUGUCCAGUACGCUGCUGUGAAUUUCAACCUCCCCAGUGCUGCCACCUGGUCCACGGUGGUACAAGCAGCUGAGGAGGAUCCCUCUGUUCUCUACAGUACAGUCAACAAACCCAGAACCAAGAAGUCCUUAACACAAUAAACCCAGAACCAAGAAGACCUGAAAAUAACAAACCCAGAACCAAGAACUGAAAACAACAAACCCAGAACCAAGAAGAACUGAAAACAACAAACCCAGAACCAAGAACUGAAAACAACAAACCCAGAACCAAGAAGAACUGAAA